AUGUCGAAACCUGACCUCAAGCACCCGUUCAUCCGGGAUUUGAAGAGGGGGCCCGCCCAGGAUCGCUUCAAGCAGGUCCUGAAAUGCCCGUUUGGGCAGCACCAUUGCUGGUCCAAACGGGAGUUUCAGACAUUGCACUGCUACGAGCAACUCUCUGCCGCCGUCACCAACCGCCCAUGGCGCCGUCUGCUCUCCAUCUGCGAGAAGGUUUACUAUGAGCUUGUGCUUGAGUUCUACACGACCUUCAAGCACACACCCACGGACGAUUGGAGAGACGGUGCAGCCGUCAAAUUCAGGCUAGGCGGUGCCCCACGGUCCUGGAGCUACCACGAGCUGGCCGAGGCUCUCGACCUCGACCUCGACGACGGUCUGGACUACGUCACCGAGGUCAGCGACCCGCCGGAGGUGGACUUCAGGAGGCUGUACACCCGCCUGGCUCGGCCAGGCCAGACACGUCCCUUUUCGGCCGGGAGGACGAAGACAACUACACUGCAGCUCGAAAACCGCCUUCUCCACCACCUGCUGGCGAAGUCUUAUACUCCAGCUUCAGACAGUGCCAGCGCCAUCACUAGGAGGGCCCUGUACCUCCUCCAGUCGAUCCGCCAGGACGACCAUCCCCUCCACUUGGGUUCGGUGGUGGCCAGGACCUUCGAGAAGACUGCUUCAGAACUGAAGAGUAUCCACUGCACCCCCCUCAUCACCCGCCUGGCCACCUACUUCGGCCUUUCCCUGCAGGGGUGCACACAGCAGGGGGACACCAUCGUUUUUGGCAGGUCCACGAUCAGUCACAUGCACCUGCUGCGACAGAACCGCGGCAUUCUAUGGAUCGAGGGGUUUCCGGAAACUCAGAUCCCUGCGGAGGACCAGCAGGAGGACCAGCCAGAGGGCCAGGGGGAUGAGGCUGCUGCUCAUGUGGAGCCCGAGGAUGUGGACGCUACUGUUGAUCCACCACAGACUCACUUCCCUUACGGAGGUGGCAGCUCCGCUUUCCCGGGCUAG
Molecule: messenger RNA, 999 nt
Organism: Linum trigynum
Lineage: Eukaryota; Viridiplantae; Streptophyta; Magnoliopsida; Malpighiales; Linaceae
Source: the annotation of a GenBank genome assembly